AUGCGUUCCACAUCGAUCCUUCUCAUCGCCGUCUUGCUUAUCGGUAUGUCAAUGGCUGCGGGUGUUCCUUCGCCAAAAUUGCUCUCCCCCUUCCAACCCACUUGCAACUGGAGCUGCAAUGCUGGUCAAAUCAACACUUGCUGCAUGCAUCUCGGCUUUCGCAGCGUUGUUACUGAAUUUGAUUACAUUGGUAAUGGAGAAACAGCUGAAUACGCUUACUACAUGAAAAACGCGAGCCUUAUUUUGGAAGAGAUCAUAACAAAGAGAAAAUACGACAAAAGUUUGGCUCCACUAUUUGAGCCAAUGACGGACAACUUUAUCGAAAGUAAAACUCGAAGAUUAGACAUCACUUUUGGGCUCAACUUUGUAAAGCUCUUCAAUAUGGACGCAGAGAAGCAAAUUUUGGAGGCAAGAUUGGAGCUGGCGAUGGACUGGCGAGACGCAAGGCUUGUUUGGGAUAAACGGAAAUUCGGAAACGUUUCUUCCAUUGUUACAACAACCGAGUCGAUCUGGAUCCCGGACACAUGCAUUACGAAUACAAAGAAAUUAGAAGUGGUCACCGGGCAGGCGCCACAAAAUGUUCGAAUCUUCAGCAAUGGAAGCAUUCACAUGGUCACCGCCUAUUUUACCGAGACUGCCUGCUCUAUUGAUGCCAACAUCUUUCCUUUUGACAAGCAGAAUUGCUCCAUACCUGUAUUGUCACUCACCUAUCUGGCUAAAUGGAUUUCAUUGCACUAUCGUGUUAACACUGUUUCGAGUACGCUAGUGGGAAACGGUGAAUGGUUGGUUUUGAAUGCGUUGCCGAUAGCUGCAAAGAUCAGUGAAAACUUGGAGAUUGGCUCAUUUUUGCUCAUGAUCAAGAGAGUACCAAACUUUUACGUCUAUGUGAUCGCUUUACCGUGUUUCAUUUUAACAUCACUCUCCAUCAUUGGAAUGUUUUGGUCACCAAAUCAUAAAAAAGAGCAAUUAGCCAAGCUAAGCAUUGGCCUAACAAGUCUCGUCUCGUUGACCGUGUUAAUGGAAAUGCUAGCCGAUGCCAUUCCAAAGACACAAGCCUUUCCGCUUUUAGGUAUCUACGUGGUCGCCUGUCUUGGAGUGAUAUCGAUGCGUUGCGACAUCGAUUUCAUGUCGAUCAUUUUG
Messenger RNA from Mesorhabditis belari, 1140 nucleotides. Lineage: Eukaryota; Metazoa; Nematoda; Chromadorea; Rhabditida; Rhabditidae. The record is from the annotation of a GenBank genome assembly.